Caenorhabditis elegans is the source of this 633-nucleotide messenger RNA. RefSeq names its product Hsp20/alpha crystallin family protein (gene F48E8.8). The transcript has 5 exons. Lineage: Eukaryota; Metazoa; Nematoda; Chromadorea; Rhabditida; Rhabditidae. The record is from RefSeq and is marked reviewed. The coding region runs from base 1 to 633 and encodes 210 amino acids.
AUGGUUUCCUGGUUUUCAAAAAUUUCAAACAGGCGAACAAAAGAGAAAAGGACGUCAAAAGCUUUAAUAAAAUAUGCAAAAAACAGUACAAUGGGAGACGGUGCGAAUGUGUUCAACACAUUCAGCUUCAACAAAUGGGCAGACGGCAAGCGUGAAGAGGAGAUAGAUAAGGAAAGUAGACGGCGACGAGCCGAGCAGAUUAAACGACUGAAGGAAAGGCUUCGAAAGGAGAGAGCACUGCGUGAGGCUCAAGGUGAUGGAGAUCUUGAUUUGGAUGCAUUGAUUGAGGCGUUACAAAGAGGAGAAGUUAUCAAUAUACCUCAACAAACCGAUGUAAUUGUAACCGAACCUAUCGAGGAAACUUCUAAAAGAAAACGAGGGGUGCCAGAUAAUUUGUCAGAUGAUUAUAUCUUUAAUGAAAUAAAUCUCUACGCAAAUCGCUCGAUCGGCUUGAACAAUAUUGCAGAGCCGGUGGACAUAGCGCCUGUUCCACUACAAAAAUUAGAUCCACUCUCCUUCCGUUAUAAUCGAAGAAAUCAGAAUAACGAAAUGAUCGCCAAUGAGGAGCAAAUUGUUCAACACCGGCCGAAUAACUUCAAGUUUAAUAGAAUGAUACAGGAUAUUCAAAAAUGA